CAACGAUCGAACUCUCAUCAUAAUCCACAGUCUGCCAUCACGAACCGACGAACCUCCAACAGAUCGGCCCUUCGAGCACGCAGCCCCCAGCAACAGUAUCUUUGCGUCUAUUCUGGCUCCAAAUGAGUAAUCUCUUGGGACUCGCGUAUGGAGAGAGUGACGACGAAGACAAAAGUGAAGCAGGAAGUCCCGUUCAAAAUGGCUCACAAGAGGCCCUGUUAAACGCUACUGCGACAGAUUCUUCUCCCUCUACCAAACCAAACCAAACACCUCACCGAUCAUCCGCCGGACAGCCCAUAACUAUAUCAAACCAAAACCUUCCGACAACACCACAGCCAUUAAGUAAUUUGAUACGACGUCGACCCCCAUCCGGAACGGCAUCGGCAGGCGUCAGCCCAUCCGUCUCACCCUCAAGAUCGGGCUCCAGAUUUCAAUCACCAUAUCUCCCCUCAAAUUCCCCGCACUCUCAGGCAUCUACGACACCUCGUGUAUCAGGAGAGCGACUAGCCACUGGUUUACAUCAGGGUAUAACUGAACCAGUGGAUGACAUUGCGAUAGCAGAGGCCGAAGCGAAAUUGCGCCAACUUUUAAAGCCCCCACCAAUCGAAGGCGAAGAAAACUCUGGCAUUCCCCCAGAGCCGGAUGAUGAAGCCGAUGAGGCGACCCAGGCGAAGAUCGCGAAAUGGCUGGAUUUGAAAGGCUCAGGCAUGCACUUUAACGCACGGCUCGAACAAACUCACGCAUUCCGCAACCCAUCAAUCAUGAGUAAGCUCAUCGAGUACCUUGGAUUGGAUGAAACUGGGUCCAAUUAUCCAAAAGAGAUUUACGAUCCACACGGAUUCCCUGAAGAAGCAUUUUUCGAUCGCAUUGCCCACAAACAGGCUACCGAAAGACCACCACCACCGACAGUUGCCAGCAACUUGAAUCCACAGCUCGCUGCCGCUGUGCAGAAAGCUCAACAGCGAGCGAUUCAGUUUGUAUCAAAUUUGAACAAAGGCGCAGUUGGAGGCGCGUCCGUUCAACCCGCACCAGCCUCAGGACGCAAGAGAAGCAAAUGGGAUGAACCCUCAGAUCCUGCUGCCAAACGUCGAUAAUGCAGACAUGUUGCCGUUGCUUUUGCGCUACAUUGUAGUGGACAAUAGAUUUGGCUCUACCUUGUAGGUCACGACCAUCUCCUCCCUUUACCGCACAGACGUACCUCUUGGACCCGAUCAGGUUUUGGUGUCUUAAUCCACCUUAGCAACUGUGUUGUCAAGUACGGUAGAGUACCAAGGCGCAGUCAACCCACCGAUGCCGUAUGUUGCUUUUCCACGCCUCCGGUGUGCGCACUGCGCAGUCGCCGCUGUCUAUAAAAAGGAGAGGUCCCCAGCACCCCCGCUGUUCUGCAUACUUACCUGCUACGAGGUUCGCUGUGAUCAGGAAGGCAGCGCCUGUUUGGGAUUCUCGACAAUGCACGCCUGCUUCGA
Messenger RNA from Spizellomyces punctatus DAOM BR117, 1466 nucleotides. RefSeq lists its product as uncharacterized. Bases 123 to 1094 code for a protein of 323 amino acids. The transcript is spliced from 7 exons. Gene Ontology annotation, biological process: regulation of DNA-templated transcription. The record is from RefSeq and is a predicted model, not a curated record. Gene Ontology annotation, cellular component: nucleus. Lineage: Eukaryota; Fungi; Chytridiomycota; Chytridiomycetes; Spizellomycetales; Spizellomycetaceae.